GCGAGGAGGAGGCGGGCUCCCAAUCCGGUUCCACCCGGGUCUCCCACCGCCCCCGCCGCGGUCUCAGCAGCUCCGGCGGCGGGAGGAGCGGGAGCGGUUCGGCAGCCCGGCUUCGCGAAGGCUCCCCGUGCCGCUGCCUGCAGGCACCCGGUGCGCGUCCUGCCCGCCGCCAAGAUGCCCAAGAGGAAGGUCAGCUCCGCCGAGGGGGCGGCGAAGGAGGAGCCCAAGAGGAGAUCGGCGCGGUUGUCGGCUAAACCUGCUCCUGCAAAAGUGGAAGCAAAGCCAAAAAAGGCGGCGGGAAAGGAUAAAUCUUCAGACAAAAAAGUGCAAGCAAAAGGGAAAAGGGGAGCGAAGGGAAAGCAGGCUGAAGUGGCUAACCAAGAAACUAAAGAAGAGUUACCUGCAGAAAAUGGAGAAACUAAAACCGAGGAGAAUCCAACCUCUGAUGAAGCAGGAGAGAAAGAAGCCAAGCCUGAAUAAUGUCAUAUCCCAUGUCUUAUCAGUGGUCCCUGUCUCCCUUCUUGUACAAUCCAGAGGAAUAUUUUUAUCAACUAUUUUGUAAAUGCGAGUUUUUUAGUAGCUCUAGAAACAUUUUUAAGAAGGAGGGAAUCCCACCUCAUCCCAUUUUUUAAGUGUAAAUGCUUUUUUUUAAGAGGUGAAAUCAUUCGCUGGUUGUUUAUUUUUUGGUACAACCAGAAAAUAGUGAGGGAUAUUAAAUUACAGGAGGCUUUGACUGUCUCCAGUAUCAGCUUAACAUUCCAUAGAUGGGGGUUAGUUUUUAUAUCCUAUAAUGCAAAGUAUACUAAGUGGCAAUAUGGAUCACAGUCCUGCAUUUAAUGUCUUGAACAUUUAAAAUUACUUCUAUUCCCAUGUUGUUUUUUAGUAGAAUUGUUUCCUAAAGAAAACCACUCCUUGAUCGUGGCUCUCCCUGUCAGAAUUGUGUGCACUCUGUAACAUCUUUGGUCGUGGUAGUCUUGUUUUCCUGAUAACUUUGUUAAUGUGUUGUGAAAGAUUGAAAAAUUGAGUAUGUUGUGUAUAUGAUAAAUUGUGAAUUGGUGGGAUGUGUGUAACAGCUUAUCAACAUUUGAAGAUACUGGUACUUGAUAUUCUCUUAAGGAAAAUUUGCCUCCAAAUUUUAAGCUGGAAAGUCACUGGAAUAACUUUUUAAAAAUAACAAUACAUGGCUUUUUCGAUUUUCGGUACGUAUGUUAAGAAUUGUGUACAAAUUGAAAUGUCUGUGUACUGAUCCUCAACACAACCAAUAAACUCAAUUAUGAAAGAC
This is a messenger RNA of Carlito syrichta (Philippine tarsier), 1282 nucleotides long. RefSeq names its product high mobility group nucleosome binding domain 1 (gene HMGN1). Bases 175 to 480 code for a protein of 101 amino acids. The transcript has 6 exons. Gene Ontology annotation, cellular component: chromatin; nucleus. Gene Ontology annotation, biological process: chromatin organization. NCBI's taxonomy places the organism in Eukaryota, Metazoa, Chordata, Mammalia, Primates, Tarsiidae. The record is from RefSeq and is a predicted model, not a curated record. Gene Ontology annotation, molecular function: nucleosomal DNA binding.